CUUCUUCGUGAAGGAUCAGGAUGUGCCACGGACGGACAGAAGCCAGGACAUUACGCCGAACCACUUCUGAUUUCAAAACAGACCUGACGUAUAAGAGCCUAUUAAUCCCCCUUUCUCCAUAUUGCAUGAUGUAAAUACCAUCUACAACUGUAUUGAUUUUCAAUGCGCCUACAGCGUCAAUUGACCUUUCUACUCCAACAGAGACGUUCUCCGGAAAGAAGUGUCAGAGCGACUUUGAGUUUAUUACCCUGACAAUAUGUCAGUGCCGUUAAGUUCCCAUGGCUGAAGUUUUGCUGCAUUGCUCGCAUUGUUCAGAAGGUGCCCCGCUUUGAAACUGGGUGUAAUUCUCAUGUUCACCUUAAGGAUGUGUUGCUGACGGAACCCCUCAGUUCCCAAGAAGCUCGGAGGGACGCAGAGUGGAGCGCGCUGCCUGGCUCCGUGUAGUCCUGCUGCAGAAUUACAUAUUACACACAUUGAGCGGAUCCAGUUGGUGCUAGAGUCUUCGCCUGGACAAUGCAGGGCCGAGACGAAACCGCGGAGAAUAACCUAAAGCCGAAGACGAUGGGAUUUAUGUAAUUCUAUGGUUUUGGGUUCAAGUUAGAGGAUUCUUUCGAUGGAAAUAAUUAUCCAUAUUUAACACAGGGUUGUUGCAAAGAAGACUCUGUUGCAAUGUCAUCGCAGACUACUGUCUUGGAGCUGUGUGAAAGAGAGAUGCAGGAAUGAAGUUGAGCACUAUGAGGAAUUACAGACCCCCGUUUUUGGUGCUGGGGGUGCUCCUGACCCUUCUGGGCCUGACGUCCGGUGCGGAGAAGGUCCCCAUCCUAAACAUCGCUGUGAUCCUGGGACGAACACGCUACAUCUCCGACCGUGACAUCCGGGCGCUGUGGAGCAAGGACGACCCCAUCGACGUCAACGUGGUGACUCUGCUGGUGAACGAGACGGACCCCAAGAGCAUCAUCACACACAUGUGCGACCUCAUGUCUGGCACCAAGAUCCACGGGGUGGUGUUCGGGGAUGGCACCGACCAGGAAGCCAUCGCGCAGAUUUUGGAUUUUAUUUCAUCCCAAACGUUGAUACCCAUUCUCGGGAUCCACGGUGGCUCGUCCAUGAUCAUGGCGGAUAAGGAUGUGAAGUCCACUUUCUUUCAGUUUGGGGCCUCCAUCCAGCAGGAGGCGCUGUUGAUGCUGAACAUCAUGGAGGAGUACGACUGGCACGUCUUCUCCAUUGUCACCAGCAAGUUCCCCGGGUACCAGGACUUCAUCAGCAUCCUGAAGAACACGGUGGACAACAGCUUUGUGGGCUGGGACCUGCAGAACACCAUCACGCUGGAAGCGGUGGAUGGCGACACCAGGACGCAGAUCCAGAUGAAGAGGAUCCAGUCGCCCGUCGUCCUGCUGUACUGCUCCAAAGACGAGGCGGCCUACAUCCUGGCCGAGGCCCGGUCGCUGGGUCUCACCGGCUUCGGCUUCAUUUGGAUCGUGCCCAGCCUGACCACGGGCAACCCGGAGAUCACGCCUGAUGAGUUCCCCUCGGGGAUGAUCUCGGUCUCCUACGACGACUGGGACUAUCCCUUGGAGGCGAGGGUGCGCGACGGCCUGGGGAUUAUCACCACCGCAGCUUCUGCCAUGCUGGAGGAGUUCGGCGACAUCCCCGAGGCCAAAACCAGCUGCUACGGACAGCUGGAGAAGACCAAGCUCCCGCCCAGCGCAUUGCACAAAUACAUGAUGAAUGUGACUUGGGAUGGCAGGGACCUGUCCUUCACAGAAGACGGGUACCAGGCCAACCCCAAGCUGGUGGUCAUUGUCCUCAACAAGGAGAGGGAAUGGGAGAAGAUGGGGAAAUGGGAGAACAACAGCGUGACUCUGAAGUAUCCGGUCUGGCCACGCUUCAACUCCUUCGGAGACGCGGAGACGGACGACAACCACCUGAGCAUCGUGACCCUGGAAGAGGCGCCGUUCGUCAUCGUGGAGAACGUGGAGCGCCUGACGGGGACCUGCAUGCGAAACUCGGUUCCGUGUCGCAAGUACAUCAAAAACAAUAACACGGCGGAGGGAGGAACUAAUGUAAAAAAAUGCUGCAAGGGCUUCUGCAUCGACAUCCUGAAGAAGAUCGCCAAGCACGUGAAGUUCACCUACGACCUCUAUCUGGUGACCAAUGGCAAACACGGCAAAAAGAUCAAUAACGUGUGGAAUGGCAUGGUGGGAGAGGUGGUGAACAAGAAGGCCGUCAUGGCCGUGGGCUCGCUGACGAUCAACGAGGAGCGCUCGGAGGUCAUCGACUUUUCCGUGCCCUUCGUGGAGACGGGCAUCAGCGUCAUGGUGUCCCGGAGUAAUGGCACCGUCUCCCCGUCCGCCUUCCUGGAGCCCUUCAGUGCCUCUGUGUGGGUGAUGAUGUUCGUGAUGCUGCUGCUGGUGACCGCCAUGGCCGUCUUCAUGUUCGAGUACAUCAGUCCCCUGGGCUUCAACAGGAACCUCGCUCAGGGCAGAGAUCCACACGGCCCCUCCUUCACUAUGGGCAAGGCGGUUUGGCUCCUCUGGGGCCUCGUCUUCAACAACUCCGUGCCAGUGCAGAACCCCAAAGGAACCACCAGCAAAUUCAUCGUGUCCGUCUGGGCCUUCUUUGCCGUCAUCUUCCUCGCCAGCUACACUGCCAACCUGGCGGCCUUCAUGAUCCAGGAAGAAUUCGUUGACCAGGUCACAGGCCUGAGUGACAAAAAGUUCCAGAGCCCGUAUUCAUACUCCCCACCGUUCCGCUUUGGGACGGUCCCCAACGGAAGCACUGAAAGAAACAUCCGGAAGAACUACCCGGACAUGCAUCAGUAUAUGGUGAAAUACCACCAAACUGGAGUCCAGGACGCACUGGUCAGCCUCAAGACAGGUAAGCUGGAUGCCUUCAUCUACGACGCCGCGGUGCUAAACUACAUGGCCGGCAGGGAUGAGGGCUGCAAGCUGGUCACCAUUGGCAGCGGCUACAUCUUCGCCACCACGGGCUACGGCAUCGCCCUGCAGAAGGGCUCCUACUGGAAACGGCAGGUGGACCUGGCCAUCUUGGGCAUCAUUGGAGAUGGUGAGAUGGAGGAGUUGGAGGCACAAUGGCUGACGGGGAUCUGCCACAAUGAGAAGAACGAGGUGAUGAGUAGCCAGUUGGAUGUGGACAACAUGGCGGGGGUCUUCUACAUGCUGGCUACUGCCAUGGGCCUCAGCCUCAUCACUUUUAUCUGGGAGCACCUGUUCUACUGGAAACUUCGCUACUGCUUCACGGGGGUUUGCACAGGCAAGCCUGGACUACUCUUCUCCAUCAGCCGGGGUAUAUGGAGCUGCAUUCACGGGGUUCAUAUAGAAAUGAAGAAGAAGUCUGCUGAUUUAGACUUCAGUCCGCAAGCCAACAUGCUGAAGCUUAUGAAAUCGGCCAAACAGAUGACCAAUAUGACCAAUCUGAGUGGCUCCAGGAUCAACUCUCCCAAGCGGCCAGCUGAAUUUUUGCACCCCAAUGUGCCUAUGAUCAUGGACAUGGUGUCAGACAAAGGGAAUUUCAUAUAUGCAGACAACCGCAGCUACGCCCCCAAGGAGGUAAUCUAUGGUGAAACGGGUGACCUUCAAUCCUACCUGGCUAACCGACACAAGGACCACCUGAACAACUACAUUUUCCAAGGACAACACCCUCUGACUCUCAAUGAAGCCAACCCCAACACGGUAGAGGUUUCGAUGAGUGCCGAGGCAGCACAGCUCAAUGCCAAGUCCCGGGGUCUAUGGAAGAAGCCCGGGGACACCGUGCGGCAGACCCCGGUCCAGGACACACUGAUGCCUGACGCGCGUCUGUCCAUGAAGAGCCAGCGCUACCUGCCCGAGGACACUGCCCACUCUGACAUUUCUGAAUGCUCCAGCCGGGCCGCGUCAUACAAGGACCCCGAUAACAACCAAAAGCACUUGAAGCCCAAGGACAGCUUAAAAAAAAGAUCCGUGACGUCAAAAUACCCUAGGGAUUGCAGUGAGGUGGAGUUGUCCUACUUAAAAAGCAAGCAGAGCGGCUCGGCUAGAGAAAAGAUCUACACCAUCGACUCUGACCGGGAGAUGAGCCUGCACUCGGAUCCUCUACAUUACAGGGAGAACAGGUCCAUUGUUGACGAUUUGGAUUACCCUGAAAUUUAUUCUGACCACAACGACAACUACAGGAAGGCAGAACAGCCCAUUAUCCACCUCAACAGCAGCCCCCUCCAUCACGUUGACCCCAACCUCAUCCCUGAGACUUCAUACACAAAGCACUACAGCCUGAAGGAUAAGAAUCUUAGCCCACAUGAGACCAAUGACCGGUACAAGCAGACGCACUGUCGGAGCUGUCUGUCGAAGGUACCCAAUUAUUUGGGGCACUAUGGAAUGAGGUCCCCGUACAACCGCUGUGAGGCCUGCGUACAUACAGGCAACUUGUACGACAUUAGCGAGGAUCAAAUACUGCCGGAAACAGUCAACUCUGCUGUUCACCAGAAUGACGUGUUUGCUCAAUACUGGCCCCAGACAGAUGGACCUCACGUGCAGAAGAGGAAUAGACUGAGGCUCAGCCGGCAGCAUUCCUUUGACAAUAUUGUCCUUGAGAAGCCCAAGGAGAUUGACCUGGGCAGGCCGGCACGAAGCGUCAGCCUAAAGGAGAAGGACAGGCUCCUGGAGGAUAGUGCAUACAUGUUCAACAUUAGGCCCGACAAACUUUUUGGGAGCCGGUCAAUGCUCUUCAACCACAACCUGGAGGAGAGCAAACGCAGCAAGUCGCUCUACCCAGAUCACACCUCAGAUAAUCCCUUCCUACACUCCCUGCAGGAUGACCAGCACCUCGUACACGGGCGGAGCUCCUCAGACAUUUACAGACAGCUGGCUCCCAUCAGACCGAGGAACGACAACAACCUGAGGUCCUCGAUUAAGUCCAACACCUCAUACUGCUCCAGGGAUGGCCGGAUACCCAACGAUAUGUACUUUCCAGAGCAUGCGAUGCCUUAUGUAGUUAAUAAGAGUGCAUAUUCAGCUCCCCAUGUUCUGAAUUCUUGCAGCAAUAGAGGAGUAUAUAAAAAAAUACCUAGUCUUGAAUCAGAUGUUUAAUGCCCUGUUUAUAUAUAAGCUGUAAUGUUAAUCCACUUUAGGAUGCCAUUGUCACCUACACAUAUAAAAAGUACUCAUGUACUGUCUUGGUAAAAAUUUUCAGUGUAAGUAAGUUGGCCGUACAGGGCUUGCCAAAGGUUUGAAGCUUUUUUUUUUAAUUAGAUGUCUUGGUGACAUCUUCUGGUCUUGGAACAGAUGAUUAAAUGGACAAGGUAUCUGGUAUUAACUAGUGUAGAUGGGGGCUGCCUGACUGAGUACCUGUAAUGUCACAGGUGCGUUGGGUCAUAUCAAUCGACUCCUAAUUCCUGUGUUUCCCUAAAGACGAUCACUUCCCACUAAAGAGUGUUCCUUGGUGCUGGAGGUCCGUCCUUUCUAAAACACAGUGGCGCAAUCUUAUCAGACGGUGACACCGUCUAGUCAAUGAUAGCCAGGAAAAAAAUCAUGUAUCUGCCUUCCUUGUCUUCAGUCAAGAUGACAUGGGGCAAAAAAACAAUUCAGGAGUUGAUUAUGAACUCUAGGUUUACAGACAGGAACCCAAGGCAAGGAAGAGAAUUUGAUAAAUGGCACUGCAGAUAUAAAAUAUAGCAAUGUAUCUUAUAUUGCAUUACUAUAUUUGUGGGACUCUACCAUUCGAGUCCCGUUUUAGGGUGGUCUAGCACUGAACCUUUUGGUAGCGUAUUAGCUGAUUUCCCCCACCUCUUUUUUUUCCAAAUGAAUAAUUUGAAACUGCAGUGUGAACUAGUUUAUUUUGCAUGUAUUGUUUUUGGUACCGGUGAAAGAAACAAAGCACGCCUUCGUUUAAUGGGUUUAGUCUGGCUGACGCAAGUAAAAUGCCUGCGUGAUUAAUACUUGACCUGCACAACUCGGUAGGUCUCCUCUUAGGACCGACAGCGAGGGAUUGCAGCUGAACUUGCUCGGGAUGCAUUGUUUUGGGAAUUCUCCACCUUAAAACAGGGUAACAGCUUUAGCACCAUACUCACAGGUGUGCCCGGUCCUGGUGCGGCUAACGAGUGUGCGACAUUUCUUACUGACUGUGUUCAAUACUUGUGUUUUUCUGGGCUGUGCACUGUGACUCUCUGUAAGAGGGCAAUGAACUCCCCCUUUAUUGUGGUUAAACGACGAAAGCGUUUGUUGUGGCACGUCAAACCACAGGGAAGCAAAUAUUGGUGGCAUACAUAUAUGACUCCAUUUGGACUACGAAUGGCAGGAUAUUUUGGACAUAACAGGGCGUCUUGGAGAUGUUUAUAACCUGACCACUUCUUCCCUUUUUUAGGAACUGAACACCAGUUAUAAACCCUCCAUCGCUCUUUCUAGCUCAGACUUUUACUUCUAAAUAACGAAGAUGCACUCUUUGUUAAUCAUAUUGAAGUGAUUAUUAUUUUAUUGGGAAACUAUACCUCAGGAGACCAAUUGUACGGAGGGAGUUUAGUAAUGUCGUUAGUAGAGAACAAACACGCCCAUUCACUACUCGUGUCAGGUACGAUGAUCACUGUUUCGUGCUGUGUUCUGUAUUUGUUCGUCCAUCUAAAGUCUUCCAGUAAGAUUACUCUCCUGUGAACAGUUACGGAGGCAAAAUAAUGGAUGGUGAUGAAUUUUACAGAAAAUGUGAUUAAACUAUUAUUAGUUUGAUUUCUCAUCGAUAGAUGAUUUUGCAUAUGGGAUUAAAAAAAUCAAUAAAGAAACAAACACACUGUCCACCAAUCCAGUAGGGUUUUCGAUAUGUUACACUUUUAAAGGAUUCUUCUGCUACCCAUUUUAAACUCUGUUCACUUUGUUUGCAGGAGGUGAAAGUUCAAAUGUGUCAAUGUUAAAAUGUUGCUUGAGGAAGACGAUGUUUGAAAAAUAUGCACAUGUAAAAUACAAGCUCCGAAUAUGUAUGUAUGUAUUUACUGCCUUUAUUUUCUUUAUCCAUUAUUUUCACUCGCACAUCAAGGCCAAUCUUUACGGAGACAAAAAAAAAUGUACUUUACAUUUAUAAAAGCAUGCAAGCUAAAUGUAAGACAUUCAUUCAUUCAUUAUUUAUUUAUUUUUAACGAUGUCAAGGGCACUGAUUAUGUGUAAACAGGGUGUGCAAAAAAAAAUGGCAAUGAUGUUGGUAUACCGCGAUGUGGUGAUACUGUUGCCUUGGAAACCAGCAGAUCGUCGGCCUUUAAACCCAACCUGUGGUUCAGUGCCCACCUCAGUGGGAAACCUUUAUUCCGACGUGUGUUGAGGGUUUGUCUUGUGAUGCACCUGCAACUUGACCCUGCUUCUCCCUGAUUGGCUGGAUGGGAUAUCAAUGGCUACAUUUUCCCUCCUCCUAACCCCGCUCAGACUUUUUAAAAAUAAGGACAAAAUUCUUUUGAGUCUGCUGUCCCUCCAAAGAGAUGAUUUGUUAGUGGUUCAUCUUUACUACUCAUUGAUUGCUGUAGAAAUAGUUUUUUUUUUAAUUAUUAUUAUUCUUCAAAGGCGUUAGGACAUAUUUAAAAUAUUAGCCGCCUGUAAAUCACUUGUAAAUGAUUAUAUAAAUACAUCAUUAUAAAGACUAAACAAUAUUUUUUGUGUGAAUUCCACAGUUUGUAUAGAUAGAAUUGAUUUUCUCUGGAAUAAGUAGAGUUAGUUAGACAUCAUACACAAGAUCUUCAUUUAAUCGUCACUUUAAGUGAUUCUCCAGCCUCCACCUGGCAGGCAAAUGUGAACCUCAGCCACUGGACUUUAAUUAAGCUUGAAUUUUUGGACCUCUGGGUGUUUUUUUGGGAUUUAGUUUGGGGAUGGUGGGGGGGGGGGGGUUGAAUUUCCUGUGUAAAUACCUUCUUCUUCACUCCAGGUAAGCUUGGAUCAAGCAUGCCUGAUGACUAACUGCUGAAAGAACUUUGUUUCCAUCGACUUGAGUUCAUCCCCUGUGUUCAAUGAGUCACAGUAACGGUGUCUCUCAUGGUUUUCAUGCUCGUUAUCCAAAGUGCCAAUGCUUCACUGAUCACCAUGACAAGCUAAUGUAAGGAAAUGGCUACCAGUAUCGCCACUGUUGCUAAUAGACCAGAACCUUCUCUGUUCCUUCGACAGAGAUUUGCGAAUGAUUUGGUCCAAUUGCUCCAGAUGGGAUUGUAUACUUGGAUGUAGCUGUCUUGUGCUGUAUAGGAUGGGUAUCAAUUCCAAUAGUAAACAAAAGAAUUAUUGGAAAAUAUGGGGGCUGUUAUAGCGUUUUCAGGCUAGACUAACUCCAUUGACAGUGGACACAGUCAUUAGUACAAAGAGUUUAUUUUUCUUUUAUUUGUCACAAUAUAGUAACAGAUGUGAUAUUUAGUUUUCAUCAGUGCAAAUGCAAGAUGACGUCAAUAAGCAAAUAAUUAGUUUAGCACAUGCAAACAAAUUAUUAAACACUGAUACACAUCAGCAAUUAGUGCUGCUCUCUGAGAUAACAAAACUCCAUUUUUAAAUAAUUUACGUCCUUGUAUGAGAUGAUCGUUUAUGUUACUUAUUACAGAACAUUUCUGAGAACAUCAGAAGGGAGGAACCAUUGUUCAGUGGAGGUGAAUGUUGUACUGGGGAAGAAAUUGAGGCUGUACACUCAUGUGAAGGAUAGGCCACUUCAUUAUAGAGAGAGCAGGGAUUUGUUAGAUAAUUAACAAAAUACUUGGGAACUUUUCAUAAAUUCUAUAAAAAAAAUACAAAAGAAACCAAUAAAAUCUAACACCAGGGCACUGUUCCAAUUCUCAGUUUUUGAACAUCCCAGCCAAAAGCAAUGAAUUCCCUUUACACAGGUUACUACCCAACCGCUGCUGCAUUAAAAUCUAAUUUGUUUUCCUCCAAAACAACCACUUUGCUCAGGACUGUUUUCAUAUAAAUAGGGAAAAAAAAGCAAAUGACGAACCAAUAAAAAGAUAGUAGCAAGUCACAGUUUGGAGAUCCUGCUUAUGAGAGAGCAAUUCCCGAAAGCCAAGGGCUGCAAGUCACCUGUCCCCUGGUGGCUGGGGGCCACGUUAACGUUACAGCACCUCCUACAGCUAGUUCUCGUACUAAGGGAGUUUUGGGGAUGUCAUUUCUGCCCCAAAAGCCGCGGUGAAAGUGGGAGCAAGACGGGUGCAGGAUGAAGGCAGGGCCGCCUCAGGGAUUUGCUUCCGUAAAAACGCAUCAGCCGUGCCUCGCGGUCGCCGCUCUGCUCCUCGACCCCCCCCCCCAAACCUCCAUGCAAACGCCAAGCGUCGAUUUUACUGCACUACUUCCGUUUCGGUUCUGACUUUCCCCCAAUUAGAAAAGCCCGGCACGUGCACAAUCGUAUCGACGUGUGACUGUUGGAAAUCCUGGAUUUCACCGGGUUCUUUGUUUACCUUUUCCAAAAUUCUCCCUGUCGCUCCAGCUAAGAGAUUUGAAGCACGCCGCUGAAGGUAAAAGGACUCGGCGCUUCUGUGGGUGCUUAGUUUUCUGGAGGUACUGUGUUUGGCAUAGACCUAACGAGGUCGUUAAGGAGGCCUUUGGCACUUUGAUAAAAGAAAAAAAAACACUGAUCAUGUUAGACAAACUUUUGUUUGAGAAGACAUUGCUUCUUUGUUCCUAUUAACUAACUACCUUUUCAUAGAAAUAUAGAAAUUAGCAUUAAUCUUGUGUUCUUUUAAAUUAGAAAUCACUUUACAAAAUGAUUUGUAGCUGGGGACAGGUGGGAGGGCGGGUAGGUGAGCAUGGUAGCUAUCACUUAAAGUCAUGUACUUUUUGUAAUAAAGCAUUGUCACUUGUCUGUUUAUAAAAAUGUCUUUAAAGUCUUUUGUGUGAUUUGGGAUUCACCAGUUAUACAUUAACUGACAGCAUCUCGGUCUUUUCUCCUAAAAUGCAUGAGAAAGUACUAAUUCUACGGGAUGGUUUGAUGCGAAUCCCCAAUUCUCUCUGUUCCAAACUUUUGUAACAUGAGUAUAGAAUGAAACGUUAUACUGUGUUUUUAUUUUGUAUGUGUAGAUCAUGCCAAGUGAAUGGGUUCGGGAUGUUUUUUGGGUGAAAAUGUACAUAUGUCACGGAAGGAAUUUGCAAAGUAACAAGAUGUAAAAAAAUGUACAUAAGUAAAGGUUUCAUUUUUCUAAUAAAGGGUUUUUUCUGUCACUUUA
Molecule: messenger RNA, 10156 nt
Organism: Paramormyrops kingsleyae
Lineage: Eukaryota; Metazoa; Chordata; Actinopteri; Osteoglossiformes; Mormyridae
Gene: grin2aa
Product: glutamate receptor, ionotropic, N-methyl D-aspartate 2A, a
Biological process (GO): monoatomic ion transport
Cellular component (GO): membrane
Molecular function (GO): signaling receptor activity; ligand-gated monoatomic ion channel activity
Source: RefSeq, a predicted model, not a curated record